AUGCUUCCCAAGGAAGAUGACUCGAUAAAGACGAAAUCUGGGAGCGACGCAAUAGGGGACCGUGCAGCAUCUGGCGACGAUGUCCGGGAGCCAGGCCAGAUCGUGGCCAAGUCGGAGAAACUAAAUGAGCCCAAGCCGGAGCCUGCGGAGACAGAUGAGUUCGGUUUGCCUUCGCGGCCGCGUCGAAGGCGGGAGUAUUCAGUUUCGCUGGGUGACCUUGAGACUCCUGAUGAGAUUGCCAAGAAAGUCAUUGAGGAGACAGGAGGGUCAAAUCUCGCAUCGGUUCAGAUCAAAGAGGAAGAUGAAUCACAGGGAAAAGAGGGCGUCAAGCCUACUCAAGACGAGAAUGCAAGUGAAGAAGACUUUGCGACCCCGAGGACCAGCCUCGAUAAGCCUGAGCAAGAGACGACCAUUGCCGACAUUCUGAAAACACCUCAAAGUAUCUCCAGCUCGGCCAACUCAAAUCGCAACACGCUCUCCGAGUAUUCUCAUCAGCAGAUUAGCACUCAACCUGACAUAGUAGAAGAGAAGGAGGAUGAAGGAGAGUGGCAGGAGAUGCCAGCGCUGGCCACGCAUCGUAUCUACGACGAUUGGGGCAAGGUGCUCGCGAAAGAAUACGGAGAGGCAGACGAUCAAAAGGUUGCGUACGGGACCUUGGGAGGCGCAGGAAAGGGAUACACCCGCGUUCAGGUGGACGAGGAUGCGCAAUCUGCCACGAGCCUCGACGAGAACACUGCGUAUCUCUUCAAGGAGCCUGUUUCGAAUGCGCUCGGCGAGGAAGAAGAAGAGGAGUCGCGCGACCUAAUGUCGCAAAUGCAAGCAACCAAAGAGUUGUUGACCGAAGGCCAAAGAAUCGCAUACGUGGGCAUCGUAAGACUGUCUAUGGUACAAAUGACCCAAGAUGUCGACAAGCUCGAAAAGACCAAGUCCGCGAAGAAAGCGGUGGAGUUCGCCUUUGAAGCCAUCAAAAUGUGGAGUCAGAAAAUCAUGGUCAAGCUAUACGCACACAUGGAGAUCGAUGCUCGUGAGCAGAUCAUGGUAGAACAAUUGGCCGAACAUGGCGUUCUGCCAUCAGAUCUGACUCCGACCCUGAUGGCAAAUGCGCGUGUUAAGAAUCCGAAUGCAGCGGGUGACCCGUCAUCAGACAAGACGGCCGAGAGCUCGAAGCCUUCCUCGCCGACGACGAACGAUGGCUCAGCAAAAGGACAGGACUUAAAUCAGUCUUCCACACCCGCCACGCCAGCAACAGAAUCUCCGCCACCCGCGUAUCAGGAACACACAGCCGAUCAAUUGACGGUCCAGGAUCCGCAUGAGCUUGACACUUCCAAAAACAUUGACAUUGACCUCCGGUGGACGGUACUCUGUGAUUUAUUCCUGCUGCUCAUCUCAGAAAGCACUUACGACGCUCGGUCAAGAACACUUUUAGAAAAGGUCGGGGAGUCGCUCUCGGUAGACUGGCAAGAAAUCUGUCGUUUUGAGAAACGGAUCACGGAUGCGUUGGAGGUGCAAGAACAAGCCGAAAAGGAAAAUUGGAACGAGGACGAUCAUCUCGAAGCGCGCAGAAAAGCGGCCUUGCGGAAACGUUAUGUGGUCAUGGGAUUGUGCACGGUGGGAGGUGGCAUUAUCAUCGGUCUCAGCUCUGGUCUUCUCGCACCCGUCAUCGGCGCCGGUCUCGCCGCAGGAUUUACGGGUAUAGGUGUUGCAGGUACUGGAACUUUCCUCGGCGGCGCAGGCGCUGCUGCAUUAAUUGGCACAACAGGUACGCUCAUCGGCGGAGGUGUUGGUCUGAAGACGAGCAAUCGUCGCACGGGGGCUGUGAAGACGUUCGAGUAUAAGCCACUUUACAACAACAAGCGCGUCAAUCUUAUCGUAACAGUGGCGGGAUGGAUGACAGGAAAAGUCGACGAUGUUCGGUUGCCGUUCAGUACGGUGGAUCCGGUCAUGGGUGACAUCUACUCUGUCAAUUGGGAGCCCGAUAUGCUCCAGAGCACUGGUGCUACUAUCCAGAUCCUCGCCACAGAAGCGUUAACGUCGACCAUUCAGCAAAUUCUCGGUGCGACUAUGUUGGCCACGCUGAUGGCAGGAAUUUCUCCGCCCAUCAUUUUGUUAAAGAUAUCUUACCUCAUCGACAAUCCGUGGACAGUCUCACUCGCGCGAGCGGACGCCACAGGCCUGAUUCUUGCCGACUCUCUCAUCGACCGCAAUCUUGGUGUGCGCCCCGUGACGCUUGUCGGCUUCUCACUCGGGUCUCGCGUGAUUUUCUCCUGCCUGAAGGAGCUGGCCAAACGUGGCGCCAUCGGCUUGGUGCAAAAUGUCUACAUGUUCGGCUCACCGGUCGUUGCGCAGAAGGAUGAAUACAUUCGCGCACGAAGCAUCGUCAGCGGUAGAUUUGUGAACGGAUACGCCACUAACGACUGGAUCCUGGGAUACCUGUUCCGAGCAACGAGUGGUGGCAUUCGAAGAGUCGCGGGACUGAGCAAGGUCGAGGUUGCUGGCAUUGAGAAUCGCGACAUUACCGAAUGGGUUCCCGGUCACAUGGCAUAUCGAGGUAUGAUGCCAGUGCUACUCGAUCAAGUUGGAUGGACUGUGGAGUCUUUGGAAUUUACGGAAAUCGAGGACCCGGACCCGGAGAACCAUGAAAAACAGCAACGUGAAUUAAUGAACGAAAUUGAGGAGGCGAGGAGGAAACUGGACGAGCAACCUGAGAAGAAGGGCUUCAAGGCGUUCUUCUCGCGCAAGAAAGCGUCGCAGAAGAAGGCUUGGGAGACAUACGACGAGCGCAGCGCACGCGUCCUUGAGGGUGAUGAGAAGGAGAGCGAACGGAUGGCAGAGGAAAACCAGAACGUCCUCUUCGAUGUUGACGCCAUCCGCAAAGAGGCCCUCGCUUUGGCGUUACAGAACCCGGCCGAGAUCGACAACAUCAAGCAGCAUCUGAACGUCCGUGAGAUACAAAGUACAUUGCCUGCCCUCAAGGUCUCGACUACCAACGAUACGGUCGCGACUGCUGCGUCACGGCCAGAUACAUCGCCUGCAUCUGCCACCUCAGCAGGCCAGAAUCGACCGGAUAUUGUCCGUCAAGCACACAGUUACGACGCCAACACACCACUCUCCGCGACCGCCAGUAGCGCCGCCACAGGCGCAGGGCUCACUGCGUUACACAUUCCCAAACACCGUGCCGGCCGCAGUAGCCAAGACCUCCCUCCCCAUGUCGACUCACCUGCGAGCUCAUCCGAUCACGCCACGCCCACCCUCACCGCGCCCGCACCCUCACUCGAGACCUUUGCUCAUCGCUCGACCAGCUAUCAUCUCUCCCCAGCAUCGCCCGCGAUCUCAUCAUCACGGGAACCCGACGUUUUCGGCCUGGCAAAACCGCCUCCCUCACGGGAAGUAUCCCGCUCUCCCGCCGACGAGCGCAGCGGUGAGAGCGUCUGGCGGAGACAACCUUCGCCCGCAGGCGGAGCAUCUGCGACGGUGCGGAGCGCAUCCUCGCCGAUGCCACAGGGCCUCGCGUCAUCCUCUUUCAACGCGCCGACUUCGACGGCUGCUUCAGCGCAAGCCGAGACGCGAGGACGAUCGGGCGGGUCUGGGCGUGGGUACAACGAUCAUGAUUACGACGACGACGAGUUUGGACAUGGAGAGCAGGAGGUGGAGAUGUCGUUCGAGUGA
Messenger RNA from Dissoconium aciculare CBS 342.82, 3666 nucleotides. Its product is annotated as DUF726-domain-containing protein. The record is from RefSeq and is a predicted model, not a curated record. Lineage: Eukaryota; Fungi; Ascomycota; Dothideomycetes; Mycosphaerellales; Dissoconiaceae. Bases 1 to 3666 code for a protein of 1221 amino acids. The transcript has a single exon.